CUUUUUUUUCCGAGUUAGUCGAGGGGUGGAGGAGGAACCACGUUAGCAUUACUUCUCCUUGUUAGCAUUAUUUCUCCUCGUUAGCAUUACUUCUCCUCCUUAGCAUUACUUCUUCUAACACAGUCACUUACGCACACACAUACAUACACACGCGCGAGCACUGCACGUGCACUACAGUUGUUAGGGGAUUACAGAUUUGACUGUAAAACGCGAGUGCCGGACGUAAAUAGCAUUGUCCCAAAUAUUAUUUUAAUCAAACUAAUUAAAAAUCUGUACGUUAACCACAUCGUUAAUUUAAUGCAUUGCCCAUCAUAUUAUUAAUACAUUAUAGCCCCCCUUUUAACUUAUUGAACUUUUUUUUUAUUAAUUUAUUAAGACCAAGAAUUCGCUUCGCGUUGCCAAUUGAUUACUGUAUUGUGUAAUUAUUUUGUUUUCCGAUAAUGACGGGUAUACAUUGAAACUGCGUUAGUCCAUAAUAUUGUGGCACGUACGGCUUAUAGCUAGAAGUGACAUUCGUUAUCAAUGGUCGACGUUUACAAAUUCGGAUAUUCAACAGGUCUACGCGUUAAAAACACACAGAGAAUACAUUAUAAUUGUACACCGAUACUUAUAAUACUUGUACAUAAAUGGACAACCCGAGGUAUGAACACGACAAUGCAGGCUUACAUCAAAACUCAACUGUUAUCAAUGGCAAUCUACAGUUAAAUUAUGAUACAGUAAACAAUGAUGUUAUCUUGGCAGUGGACAACGUGGAAUCGUCAAAACUUGAUUCUAACCAGAAGACAACAUUUACCCAACACACUAAAGGCACUUGUCUAAAAAAUCUAACCACUUUUACCAAAAGAAAACUAUUUAUAUUACAAUGGAUUCCUUCUUAUUCGGGUGAUGACUUUCUUGGCGAUCUCUUGGCUGGCAUAACGAUCGGCUUAACUGUAAUACCUCAAUCAAUGGCAUUGGCGGGCAUAGUCGGAGUACCAGCUCAAUAUGGUCUUUAUAGUUCCUUUGUAGGAACAUUCAUUUACUUACUAUUUGGCACAAGCAAAGUAGUCCCUAUGGGACCCACCGCUAUCGUAGGUCUGUUGAUAAACAACACGAUCGGGACCCGGGGAUCAGCUUACGCGACGUUGUUGUGCUUCCUGACCGGCAUCAUCCAGACGCUGAUGAGCUUCGCAGGCUUGGGGAUUAUCAUCAACUUCAUAUCCGUACCGGUGUCCUCGGGGUUCACGUCAGCCUCAGCCAUUCUUAUCAUUACUUCCCAGGUGAAAGACCUUAUCGGCGUCAAGGGUGGUGGCGGAAACCUGUUGAAGAUGGUCCGAACCGUAUUGGAGCACAUCAGUAAUAUACGCAUGGGAGACACGGUCAUGGGCUUCGGGUGCAUAGCGGCAGUGAUGCUCUUAAAGGUAUACGAUAUUAUAUGCAUAUAUAUGUGGUAAUAUAUGUACGAUAUA
Acyrthosiphon pisum (pea aphid) is the source of this 1448-nucleotide messenger RNA. Its product is annotated as sodium-independent sulfate anion transporter. The transcript is spliced from 4 exons. Lineage: Eukaryota; Metazoa; Arthropoda; Insecta; Hemiptera; Aphididae. Gene Ontology annotation, biological process: sulfate transmembrane transport. The record is from RefSeq and is a predicted model, not a curated record. Gene Ontology annotation, cellular component: membrane. Gene Ontology annotation, molecular function: secondary active sulfate transmembrane transporter activity. Bases 627 to 1433 code for a protein of 268 amino acids.